AUGACCUCGCGAGAGGGAAGUAUUUCCUCAAGUAGCGAGACGCGCGUUGCGGAACAUCUCGACGACGCAGAAUUUCCGGAGGGUGGAUUUCGUGCUUGGAUGGUCGUACUUGGAUCCUUUCUCAUCUACUUUGCAUCUUUUGGAGUAAUAAACAGCUUCGGAACAUUCCAGGAAUUUUAUAUCAGCGAUUUCCUCUCGAACUACUCUGCAACUGUGAUCGCAUUCAUCGGUUCACUUCAAAUCACCCUUCUUUAUGUAUCUGGAGUUGUAAUUGGGCCAAUAUUUGAUGCCAAAGGCUUUAAGUACCUCUAUCCAAUUGGAAUGCUUGGAAGCAUAGCCGCACUAAUAGGACUCUCAUUCACACGACCCCACCAGAUUUGGCAGCAGUUCCUUUCUCAAGGCGUCCUCUUCGGGUUUGCCGUUGGAUGCGGAUACUAUCCUGCACUAUCAAUUGUCGGUCAUUACUUCCAACGUCGCAGGGCUCUAGCAAUGGGAAUAGUCGCCGCUGGGAGCAGUGUGGGAGGCGUCUGUUUUCCUAUCAUGUUCUCCAGACUGUUCCAAACGAUCGGUUUCGCUUGGUCGGUAAGAGUUGCUGCUUUAAUUACGCUGUUCUGUUACUCUGUUGCGAUGCUUAUUUCAAGGACUAGAUUGCCGCUGAAACCGUUCAAAGGACCCAGAGCCCUUGUUGAUUUCGGAGGAUUCAGAGAUCCUCGUUACGCUGUGCUCGCGUUCGGCUGCGUACUCGUGAACCUUGGGCUAUAUUCGCCAUAUUAUUACAUAGAGCCUUUUGCCGUUCUUUAUGGAGUCUCCGACUCCAUACAUCCGUUCUUACUAUCCAUGAUUAAUGGAGUGUCUUUCUUUGGGCGUAUCAUUGGCGGUCAAUGGGCGGACAGAUAUGGACGCUUGAAUAUCUUGUGUCCUGCUACUCUCAUCUCCGGGAUACUAUGCCUUGCCCUUUGGUUACCCUCAAGAGGCGCCGUGUCAUUCAUUAUCUUCGCUUGUCUUUAUGGCUUUUUCUCCGGAAUCUUCAUCUCGGUCUCGUCCGCUGCAGUGGGCCAGAUAUCUCCAGUGGACAAACUAGGCGCUCGGAUUGGGACUUUCUUUUUACCUACUGCCGUUGCGACGCUCGUCGGUACUCCUAUUGGCGGUGCGUUUGUAAAGACAGGCUCGAAAGAAGAAUACCAUCACGUCGCCAUUUUUGCGGGAAGUAUGAUUGUCGUUGGUAGUAUUUUGCUUUACAUUUCCCGUCUCUUAUGCUCGAAGGACAUCAGGGCAAAAUGGUAA
This is a messenger RNA of Fomitiporia mediterranea MF3/22, 1284 nucleotides long. RefSeq names its product MFS general substrate transporter. The record is from RefSeq and is a predicted model, not a curated record. NCBI's taxonomy places the organism in Eukaryota, Fungi, Basidiomycota, Agaricomycetes, Hymenochaetales, Hymenochaetaceae. Gene Ontology annotation, molecular function: transmembrane transporter activity. The coding region runs from base 1 to 1284 and encodes 427 amino acids. Gene Ontology annotation, biological process: transmembrane transport. Gene Ontology annotation, cellular component: fungal-type vacuole membrane. The transcript has 11 exons.